UUUCCUUUUUUUUAUUGGUUAGGUGGGUGGACGAGCUCACAGCCCACCUGGUGUUAAGUGGUUACUGGAACCUAUAGACAUCAAAACGCAAAUGCGCCACCCACCUUGAGAUAUAAGUUCUAAGGUCUCAGUAUAGUUACAACGGCUGCCCUACCCUUCAAACCGAAAUGCAUUACAGCUUCAAGGCAGAAAUAGGCGGGGUGGUGGUACCUACCCAUGCGGACUCACAAGAUGUCCUACCACCAAAUUUAAAGUAAUUUUUAUUUAUUUAUAUGAGGUAGCUCGAUUACCCAAGCCUGGCCAGAGAUUCGUGAGCUUCCCCAUCAUUGGAUCCAGGUCCUCACAAUACACAUCAGCAGUAAUCCAGGUGCCAUUGGGUAAAAAGCUGUAAUAAAUUAUAUUGGUACUAGAUCACCAAACAGUGACAAGGAAUCAAGGUCUAACUAACAUGACAACCGCUUUCGAUCUAAAAGAAUCUAGUUUUCAUCGCAAGUGACAAUGCGAUACAAAAUUCCUUCGUUUCGUUUCUAUGCCUGGCGAAGUAAUGUGCUUCUUAAUGCGUUCGUCGCGCUGGAGAUCGUUUAGCUCGUACGGAACCCAUAUCAAACUAUUGCCUUAAAAAUUGACAAAUUGUGUUUUGAUGCUAGUUUUAAAAGCUGCUGCUAACUCAGCUAUAGUUUGAGCUGAACGUUAGCUUCACCUUUAACUUCCUUAACUUCUUGAAAUUUUCAUGUCAGAGCGGUCGAACGCUUUAUUCAUAUAAAGCAGCCUUUCUCAAAGUGGGAGAUAACGCCCCCUUGUGGGCGCUGCAGGCCUAAAGGGGGGCGGUACGAGACCCAGAAAAAAUGGGGGCGUUGUGUAGAGGCUUGUGAGGUGAUUUGUAAUUUCAUCUAAGAGAACUCUUAGACACCGACUGAGCUCUCGCUAUAGCAGUUUUUAAGUAGGUGAAAAAAUCGGGGCACUACAAAAUAAUUUAUUCUCAAAGUGGGCAGUAGAUGAAAUAAGUUUGGGAGCCCCUGAUUUAUAGUGUUCACUCCGUACAUGUUGUAAUGUUGCGACCCAUUUGUGCAGCAUUGUUGCCACGAGUCACGACGGAACUUGUAUUUAAUUUUUAUAAUUAGGUACUCGUAUUUGUAUCGUGUCCAUAUUGAUGAAAAAGCUAAAAAUAUAGUAAAAACCAAAACACUAGUAAUUAAAAAACAACAAGUUUAAUUUGAAAAAGUAAUCCAAAUUUACUAAAAAAAAAAAAAUUGUAUUCCGUUGAAUUUAGAAUUUAUUGUCAUCCAUAUUAAUUGUGGCUUAAAUGGUCAGUAUUGUAAGAUGUCUCUAACAUGGGUAAAAUCCUAUUAUUUAAUUACAACAAGCUAAUUGUACUGUAUUGAAUGAAAACCACAACGUCGCUUUGAAGAUUAUAAUGUGAAUUUGAGGAAAAAUUUGGUGAAUUCACAUUCAAAAAGUAACUGUAAUAACUUGCCCACAUUACAACCUUCAUAGCGAUAAUUUUGUUAUUAAUAUAAUCCUUCAUGAUUUACUCUCUAGUCAGUUUUAAUAAACUUGACGAGAAUGUCAAAAAAUUAAAACUUUGAUAGCACGAGCACGUGCGAUUCAGAGUCAAUGUCUAACCCCACAGAUAAAAAAGAAAUAAACUAAUCAACUAUAUAAACUUCCUGUACAUUUGUUUGUAAUUAAAGAAAAUGCAUUACCACAUCAAUUAAAACCCUAUUAAAUUUUGCUACAGUUGAAGCAUGUUCAGACAUCCGUUUAUUCGGAUGCUUUGUUCAAAAGGAUUGAAUUUAUCACAUUUGACAGGUUCUCUUUGGCUUGGCAUUGGCUUGUUUUAACUGUUGCCUCUAACAUCUCUAAAAUGAGUGCCAACAAUGUUAAACCAUUCACCGUGUUCGUGGAAGGUAACAUAGGUAGCGGUAAAACAACAUUUCUGGAACAUUUUCGUCAGUUUGAGGAUAUCACUUUGUUGACGGAGCCCGUUGAAAUGUGGCGAGAUCUUAAAGGUUGCAAUCUUUUGGAACUCAUGUACAAAGAUCCGGAAAAAUGGGCGAUGACAUUCCAGUCAUACGUUUCCUUGACGAUGUUGGACAUGCACCGGAGACCUGCUCCAACUCCAGUAAAGCUAAUGGAGCGAUCAUUAUUCAGUGCGAGAUACUGCUUCGUUGAACACAUGAUGAGAAAUAAUACACUCCAUCCAGCACAGUUUGCAGUUCUUGAUGAGUGGUUCCGAUUCAUCCAACACAACAUUCCCAUUGAUGCUGAUUUGAUAGUAUAUCUAAAGACAUCACCUUCAAUAGUGUACCAAAGAAUCAAAAAGAGAGCUCGUUCAGAAGAGCAGUGUGUGCCCCUGUCAUACAUUGAGGAACUGCAUAGGUUGCAUGAGGACUGGCUAAUCAACAGGAUACAUGCUGAAUGUCCCGCACCAGUAUUAGUGUUAGAUGCUGAUUUAGACCUCUCUCAGAUAACCGAUGAAUACAAGAGAAGUGAGCAUCAAAUUUUAAGAAAGGCUGUUAAUGUAGUUAUGAGUUCACCAAACAAGCAUAGCCCAAAGAAACCAAUAUCAACAACACCAAUCAAGAUCACACCUCACAUGAGGAUCUUAUAAUAUAUUCAUUAUUAUUAUUAAUUCAAUCUGACUUUAUACAUAGUUUAGUAAUAAUAUUAAUAGUUUCAUCUCUAAUUAUAUUUCUCAUCACAUAUUUAAUUGUGAAGUUACCUUAAAACCACUUGCACUGAAGAAAUCUUAUUAUUUUUUGUAUCAUUAUGAAGACAUUGUUAAUGGCCAGCAUGAUCAGAUUACGCAUACAUAGUAAUUAUGUAUUGAUUACAUAAUGAAUGCACAUUCUUAUUUUUGAUCCACACUCAAGAUAAAAGUAAUCUUUGAAACUGUAAAUUCAAAGAAACCAUGCGAAUAUUAAAUUGUAUAAUAUUCUAAACUAGUAGAUUAUAAAAAUAAAAUUAUGACCAUUAGAAUGUAUUCAAAUUACGGUUGAUACUUGAAAAGUUUUACCUUGUAAAGGACAACUGGAAAUUGAAAGUAAAGGACUUAGAUCUUAAUUAGUAGUAUAAAAUUAAUCACAAAUUCUUUUAAUAUUUUAAUUUCAAAAUAUUUAUUUAUGAAUGGUACUGAUGUUAUUGUGCAUGGUUUGCAUUUAAUUUAUGAUAAGUAGUGUAUAUUUAUAUUUAAAACGAUUUAUAGUAUUAUUGACUUGGAUUAAUUUUAUUUUAAAUAAACUUUUGACAUUAA
Messenger RNA from Bombyx mori (domestic silkworm), 3253 nucleotides. RefSeq names its product deoxynucleoside kinase-like. Gene Ontology annotation, biological process: nucleobase-containing compound metabolic process. Lineage: Eukaryota; Metazoa; Arthropoda; Insecta; Lepidoptera; Bombycidae. The transcript is spliced from 5 exons. Gene Ontology annotation, cellular component: cytoplasm. The record is from RefSeq and is a predicted model, not a curated record. Gene Ontology annotation, molecular function: ATP binding; deoxynucleoside kinase activity. Bases 1865 to 2611 code for a protein of 248 amino acids.